AUGUCUUCCUCCCGAUCAACUGGGAAGCGUCUCCCAAUCAGUUGUCAGGCAUGUCGAACGAGAAAGAUCCGCUGCUCCCGGGAUGGACGUCCAUGUCAGACCUGUGUGCGUCGCGGAUUAGGCGCUGAGGAUUGUAUCUAUCUUGGUCAACCUCGUCUGUCAACAGAGCAGUCCCAGUCCGGAGAUCCAAAUGUUCAGACUGAACUUUUAGCCCGGAUCCGCAAUCUAGAGGCCUUACUUCAGAAGCAAGUUAACUCGCAAGCGGGAACACCUAUCCCUGGUUCUCAGUCUCCACUUGGGGCUCUCAGUGCCACCGGCAGUUUGUCGGAGUCUGAUGUUGGGCUGGAUUGGGAUCUGCGCAGUACUAUGCUGGGUAAUGUUGGGACUCUUCAUACGUCGCCGUCGGGUCAUGUUCGUUAUGUGCCGCUUGCUUCACAGUGGGAAUCAGUUGUUGCUAAGAGCCCCGCUGCGGGGUGUUUGCGGGAUUCCGACUCCGAUAUUGUAGACGACGACGAUCUGCAGAUCCCAUUAGCGCGGAACGGCAGUGUUUCCCGCGCUGAGCUUUUGGCCUUGCUGCCACCGGGUCGAUAUUGUGACACUCUAAAAGAAGUUUACUUUCGUGUUUUUUCUCCGGUUUUCCAUAUUCUUCAUGACUUAACUUUUGAAGCCGAGUAUCAACAAUUUUGUCAUGACCCUAGCAGUGUGUCAACUUCAUGGCUUGCUCUGUUGUUUGCUAUUCUUGCUAUCGCAAUCAGCGCACUCGAAGAUGAUGAUCCUUUACUAUCCGAUCUUGGCCGGGAGAGGACGGUUAGUCGAAACAUGAAAGUCCUUUCAGCGCGUUAUCGAUCUGCCGCACUGCGAUGUUUGGCUGCAGAUGGUGUGAUGACUCGUCACUCGAUCAACUCAUUGCAAUCUUUAGUGCUUAUCAGUUAUGCACGUCUCCAUCGUGGUUUGCCAUUCUGGACAUUAUUAGGAUUCACUCAUCACGUCGCCAUCUCCAUGGGUUGUCAUUUAGAUCCGGAGAGAUUUGUUCUUGGUCCCAUCGAGCGUGAAGAGCGUCGCCGGGUAUGGACAGGGUUAAUGAUGCUUUACACCAUCCAAAACACAUCUUUUGGUAGUUUAGAUCAACAACUACUCAAUCAGGAUGUCAAGAUGCCAGCCGAUGUUGAUGAUAUCGACCUUCUCACUGCACCAAACGCUCCCACCUCCGAUCCAUCCUCCACUCCUUCCGCCAACCGGCCCACACAAAUGACCUACCUCCUUCUGAGCUUCCGACUAUAUAAAAUCUCCACUAAGAUCUGCGAAACGAUCUUCACCUACCCACACGCAUCUCGGUUUACACUCACACAACUCGAAGCCGAACUCAUGGCCGUCCGCGAUCUUUGCGAUGCCCGAUAUCAAGUCGACCAAGAUCCAUUACCGGUGCACCACCAAGCCAACCUCAACAUCCUAUAUAGUCAAAUCCACCAACUCCUCCUCCUUCUCCUCCGCCCCAACCUCUGCCGAUUCAUCCAAGGCGAGAUCACACCUGAAACUUGCGAAUCACGCGCCAAAUGCAUGGCAUCCGCCAAAGUCUCUCUAACCAUCUUCCAAACCCUCCUCGAAUCCUCCCAAUUCGCCCCUUACAAAUGGUACACCAGUGGCCUAGGAAGUUUCAAUGCGUUCCACGCUGCAGUCGUCCUAGCAGUCGGCCUUCUCAACCCCGAAAAUGAAGCCGAAUUCGACGAUUUCAAAGAAACCCUCACGAAAGCCCUGGAUAUGUUCGCCUCCCUUUCAGUCCGGAGCACCUUCUGCAGCAAAGCAGUCCCAGUCGUUCGACAAAUCAUUGAAAUCACCUCUACGCAGUACCACCAGGCCAAACUCCAAUCCCAAACUCAACAAAACCAAGCUCAGAUGUUUGCGACAUUGACACCCUCAGUACCCAUGCCUGAUAAUUAUAUCCUGCCUCACUCGCAAUCACAAUCUCCUGUUCCGACCGUUGCGUCUUCAGUGAGUGAUCACACGAUGCAGUCUAAUUUUGGUAUGAAUUUGCAUCCACAGCAUUGGAUGGGUCCUACCUCUGUGCCGUGGGAGACGUUGAGUUCGUCCAUGCAGUACGGGUUUGAGACUAAUGUGGCAUGA
Messenger RNA from Penicillium odoratum, 2121 nucleotides. Its product is annotated as Zn(II)2Cys6 transcription factor. Gene Ontology annotation, cellular component: nucleus. Gene Ontology annotation, molecular function: DNA binding; DNA-binding transcription factor activity, RNA polymerase II-specific; zinc ion binding. Bases 1 to 2121 code for a protein of 706 amino acids. Gene Ontology annotation, biological process: DNA-templated transcription; regulation of DNA-templated transcription. The record is from RefSeq and is a predicted model, not a curated record. The transcript has 3 exons. Lineage: Eukaryota; Fungi; Ascomycota; Eurotiomycetes; Eurotiales; Aspergillaceae.